AUGUGUGGAUGUAAUUUUCGGUUGAACGAUCAAGCAAAAUUAUUCGAUUGUGUUUCAGUUUCUGGUACGACGAGUAAGGAAGAGGAAGAGACGGCGGUGAUUCCGGUCACAGAGGAUGGCGCCGUGCUUCUGGGCGCAAGAAUCAGGACAGAAAGCGAUCCUGGAGGAAGUAUAGAUCUACUGGCAGCCCUGCAGUUGCACAAUACUACUCGGCAGGGCGUCUCGCAGGUGCCGGGUCUGGUUAGGUUGAAACCAGCCUAUUAUCUUCAGGGCGAGGAGAGGGAGCUCCGACUGAACGAGGCGAGUUUCGAACGGGCGGCCACGUUACUCCGGCGGGUUCCGGAAUUCACUAUAGCCGCCGCGCUGCGCCAGGAGAAGGCCAAUUCCGGGACGAUCGUCGCCUUUUCGCACGGGAGUAAUAGGUACUUGGAGCUGCAGAGCAGCGGUCGCAAGGACGAGCUUCGACUUCAUUACUUAUCACGCCGAGACGGAAUCGUACACGUCGAGGCAUUCCCUUUUCGAGUGGCCGACGGCGACUGGCACAGAGUCGCCUUAAGUAUAAGCGGCUCGCAGGUCGAGCUGCUAGUCGACUGUCACCCCUUGUAUAGGCGACUGCUGAGGCCUGGUCCACCCGACACUAACUUCACUUUGCCGCAACUCCAGCUCUGGGUCGGACAAAGGAACGCCAGGCAUUUUCUUUUCAAGGGUGCUUUGCAGGACGUCAAGCUGAUACCAGGACCACACGGCUAUCUCUCUCAGUGUCCCCAGCUCGAUUCGUCCUGUCCAACGUGCGGUCAAUUUUCGAUAUUACAGAACACCGUGGAGCAACUGAUGUACAAUCUCAACGAGUUGACUCGUAGGCUAGCCGCUGCAGAGGGCAGAAUAAGCAAAGUGGAGGAGUGCGAGUGCCAAAAGUCAUGUAGGGUGAACGGCACUGUCCACGAGGACGGCGCGACGUGGCAGGAGGACUGCCAGCAGUGCUCUUGCGUCCACGGUGAGAUCAACUGCAAGCCGAUACCCUGCGCCCCGACCAACUGCAAGCACCCUAUCCUUCCUGAGGGACAGUGUUGUCCAAUUUGUCUCAGACAGUGUUUAUUGCACAACGUAAUAUACGAUCACGGCGAGAAGGUCUCGCCGAAACAAUGCACUGACUGCGACUGCCAGGACGGUAGCUUCGUCUGCAAAAGAUACGACAACACAACCAGGUGCCCACCACUGCCGUGUCCACCCAGCGAGCAGAUCAGCGUUGCGGAGGAGUGCUGCAAAUUUUGCCCAGGGGUGGACUACUGCGCGAAGGGCCACAAGUGUCACGCUAACGCGUCCUGCCUGAACCUCCAGACGACGUACGCCUGCCAUUGUGAUAUCGGUUUCCAGGGGAAUGGUGUUAACUGUCAUGACGUUGACGAGUGUAAGCAGCAAGGUGGAUUGGACGGUCACCAUUGCAACGCGAACACGAGGUGCGUCAACGUGAUCGGCUCUUAUACGUGCGAGUGUCUUCCGGGUUACCACAGAAUCGACAAGUUCAACUGCGCCGAGCUGGACGAGUGCUUGACCGGUCACCACACGUGCGACGAGCACGCCACUUGCGUCAACACCGCCGGCAGCUACUAUUGCGUCUGCAAAGACGGUUACACCGGCGAUGGUUACACAUGCAAACCCGUGUGCAAUCAGACUUGCCAAAACGGUGGGGUGUGCGUGGCACCCGGCCGGUGUUCCUGUCGGCGCGGUUACAUCGGCAACAGCUGCGAGCUCGACCUAGACGAGUGCGCGAGCGAGUUGCACCGCUGCCACCAGUCGUCCACGUGCUUCAACAUGCCCGGUUGGUACUAUUGCCGGUGCAAGCCCGGUUACAGGAGCGCUCUGCACGACAGCACCCAGGGCACGCAGUGUCUCGACAUCGACGAGUGCAACGACGAGACGGUCGAGAGGAGGCACACGUGUCACCAUACCGCCAAGUGCGUUAACACCGAGGGCGGCUAUGAGUGCGUGUGCCCGCCGGAGAAGGAGUCGAACGAGUCCGGAGAGGAGUGCAGACUUAGCUGCUGGUUCGAAGGACGCGAGGUCAACAAUGGCGACACUUUCACUCCGGCCGAAAAUACCUGCAGGAGGUGCACAUGCCAAGAUGGCGUGAUCACUUGCAAGGAUCCUAUAUGUGACUGCAGCGCUCCGGACAGCCAAAGUGACGCGUGUUGUCCUCAGUGCAAUCCCAAGGCGUCCUGCAAGCAUCAGGAACUUCAUCACCUAGUUUUCAGAAGCGGAGAACGUUGGAUAUACCAGUGUCAGACUUGCGAGUGCCUGUACGGCGAUAUAGACUGCUGGCAGAUGGAGUGUCCACCGGUGACCUGCUCAAAUCCUGUGACGGAGGAGGGCGACUGUUGCCCGCGCUGCGAGGAUGACCCCUGCGGUCGAGAGGUGCCAGUGAACGGUACCUCGCUCACGGUUCCUAGGCCGUGCAGCUACGGCGGCAUUAUCCACGACGGAGGCAGCUCUUGGCAGGACAAGUGCACCACAUGCGAGUGCAAGGUGCCGUACUGCGCCCAAUUGGACGGGCAGCUAUGCUGCAGCUACGAUUACGGUUGCGCUAGCGGUGUGGGCAACAACAAGCAACAACGUUCUCCAGUCGUUACUCCUGAGUCUUACGUACGCCAUCCACCGGACCCUGUGGGGUUGCCGCUGGUCCACAGUGCACCGGAAACAGAUUUAUCAGCGGUCCUCGGCACAUCCGGCACCACACGCACCACCGACACCACCGCCACGAGCACCACCUCCACCGUCUCGUCGUUCCCGUACCCGUCAUCCUCCAGCAUCAACAACGAUAACCUCAGGAAAGCUCGCGCGAGCUCGUACAUCUCGUACGGCACGCUACGAGUUCAGCAGGGAGACGAGCAUCACGCCAGGUUGUAUCAGCAGCAACAAGUGUCAUCAAGCACGAGACACCAGCAGUCUGUCGGGGACUCGUCGACGUCGUCGACGGCGUCAAAGCGGUCCUCGGCGACGUCGGCGACGACGACGAGGACACCGUACGCGGCGUUCACCAAGGGCAGGUCGCGACGCCAAUCAAGGAGCGCCAUCGGCCGCCGCGGUGACACUUUCUCCUCUUCAUCGUCGUCACCAACCUUCGCGAUGCUCUUGGCCACUUCGGCGAUCGACGAGUCCGGCCUGUCAACUGCGAACGUCGCCGCGCAAGUGCGCCAACUGGUUGACCGUCGUCGCAAAGGUAGCAGGAAGUCCGUUGUCCUCGACAGCGCCACUUGAGGGCCGUGGAUCUAGAGGAAGAUAGAAAAGGAAGAACCCGACACUUGGCAAGGCAUUCUAGAGUGCGUGGAAGAGGGAUAUCGUCCCGCAUAAGGGUGACCCAUCGGCUCUCCCAAUGUCGCCCGACGCGCGUCGUCCGUCUGUGUCGUCGGCGGGGAGAGUGAGAAGCGAGAUCGACAGUUUACAAGGAGGAGCAGUAAGAGGAGGAGAAGGAGGAAGAAGAAGCAGCAGAAGCACGAGAGGAGGAGGAGAACGGGGAGGGAAGAAAUCGACAGGACAAUCGACGCUUGCGGAGGGUUGACGUCCGCUACGCUGCCACGAGGGAGACUCGUUCCUGCUUCCGGAGUUCGUUUCCCGGAACCUGUGCCCGGUAACCUCAAGGAGCGACGAUCACCUCAUCGACGGAGCUA
This is a messenger RNA of Harpegnathos saltator (Jerdon's jumping ant), 3665 nucleotides long. RefSeq names its product protein kinase C-binding protein NELL1. The record is from RefSeq and is a predicted model, not a curated record. Bases 1 to 3255 code for a protein of 1084 amino acids. The transcript has 13 exons. Gene Ontology annotation, molecular function: heparin binding; calcium ion binding; protein binding. Lineage: Eukaryota; Metazoa; Arthropoda; Insecta; Hymenoptera; Formicidae.